Nezara viridula (southern green stink bug) is the source of this 1539-nucleotide messenger RNA. Lineage: Eukaryota; Metazoa; Arthropoda; Insecta; Hemiptera; Pentatomidae. The record is from the annotation of a GenBank genome assembly.
AAUAACCUUGCCAAUAACUUUUAAACAGGUGAUUUCUUUUAUGUGGACUGAAAAUUUUAGUUUCGGUUUAAGUAACUCUGUAACAGACUUGUACGAAUAUACAUCAAAAUUAUCGAAGAGUAAAGUGAUAUAAUUUCUUUCCAUACAUUUUUUUAAAAAGUAUACCGACACUCAAACAAUGUAUUCUCUCAGCAAUGGCAGUUACAUGUUGAUCAAGCGUUGCCCUCUAACACAGAUUACUUCAAUUUCUAAAUAUACUUACAGCAAUUUUAUGACCAGAUCUGCAAGGGUUACUACUUCUUUUGCUGAUGCUAAGCCUAACCUUAUAGAUAAUAGCAAGAGGAAUUAUGUGUCUGUUGGUGAAAGGAAAAGUAAAAAUUUUAAUAUACCUGUGAAUUUCAGCGACAUCUUAAAGCAAAGCAAACAGUUAUUGAGAGAUGUACAAUUAUCUGAAUUAAAUAAUGCGCCACUUUCAGCCUUUUGGUAUGGGUUUGGUGGGCUUGCACCCUUUGUAUUGCCACCUCUGUCAUUUAUUAUUUUUGGUUACUCUCCAUUCCUUGGAGCAUUACAGCUAACAUUUGGUGCUACGAUCUGUUCGUUUUUGGGAGGAAUCAAAUGGGGAUAUCUAUUGAAGGAGAAUUCCUGUAUGACUUGGGAAACCCUUGGCUGGGCUGUGAUACCACAAACUGUUGCUUGGAUCAGUUUAUUGAUGCCUCAAACUCUUGGAUUUAUAAUGGUCAGUGGUGGUCUGCUUUUAUCAGCCUUUUGCGAUCUCACCAUGAUGAACUAUCCUAAUUGGUUCAGAGCUAUGCGUUUGAUCCUCACAAUUCCAGCUGUCAUUGGCCUUCUUAUCACAGGAUUAAUGUGUCUGUUUCAUUAAUAAACCUUUAUAAAGUAUUCAUUUCAUUUAUUAAUUUUUUUUCUUUUAAAAAUCUAACCAGUAUUAGAUUUUUGGCAUUCCGUCUAGUUUGGAAUUAUACAAAUGCACCCAUCAAUAAUUUUAAGACUGAUGUUUUCUGUUUUGUUUGUCUAUUUGAUGUUUUUUGUUAUUUCAUAUUCCUCUAGCUUAAUUAAAACCAUGACUGUUUCGAUCUUAUGAAAUUAUUAAUAAUGUGCUUAUAACAAAUAACUUGAGCAGUAAUUAGAAGUGUGCUAAGUAGUCAUAUUAGUACCUCUCUAGCAUUUUAGUUAAUAUUUAAUUUAUUUUUAUUAAACUCACGAUGUGAUAAACUAGGUUUAGAUAAAUGUUAUUAUAUAUUUUGUUACAUAAUGCAAAUAAACUAUUUGGUGUUAUUCUGGCUAAAUAUUUAACUUCCAUAAUAGUAAGCUAAGUGCCUUCCAACUUAAAUAAAGGGACACCUAAACUUUUUUAUGUGAACACAUUAAAGUGGUUUUAAUUUUCAAUUAUUAGUCAUUUUUUCACUUAGUAUAUUUAUGGACUGCAGUAUGGACUCCAAUUGACAAGUAAUUAGAGUUGAAACCAUUUCGAUUGAGGAGUUGAUAUGACAUUUUUGGGUUUAAUCAUUUAUUGAGUUGGAA